GAAAAAACAACAUCACUGACAAAAAUUUUAAAACGUUUCAAAACAAAACGAAAUAUUUUUAUUAAUUUCAUUAAUUUUAAGAGCUAUUCACUUGUUUAAAAAUGUUAAAUUUACAAUCAUAUGGAAGCAGUAGUGAAGGAGAUUCAGAAAGUGAUGAAAAGUCAACAGCAGAAGUGAAAACAGAAGAGUUAUUGCAUUUAAAGCCAAUUUCAAUAGAAUAUUCAAUAGCGAAAUCCUUACAAGUUCAAGCAGCUCCUCUCGUUGUUCCACAAGAAAGACAAUUGGCAGAACGAGCAAUUAACCCAACAGAAAAGGAACUAUCAUAUAAUCCAAGGUAUGAGGAACUAUUUGCUCCAAUUCACGGACCUGAUAAUCCAUUUUUAACUGAACAACAAAAACAGCCGAAAAAUACAGCAACUGGAUAUAUUGAGCCUGCACACGUAAGUGACUUUCAAUUUGAGAAUCAGAGAAGAACAUUUCAUAGCUAUGGAUAUGCUUUGGAUCCAUCUGCUGAGAGUCAAAUCGGAGGAGAAUCAUAUAUUGGUCCAAAUCUUGAAGGAGCUUAUAAUACAGAUGGAAAGACAGUUUUUGAAUCAAACAAAUUAAAACUUGAAGCCAGACGAAGGAGACAUAAAAAUGACGAUCCAGCAGAUCUAGAAGGAUUUUUGGGUCCCUGGGGAAAGUAUGUUGAUGAGAAGCUUAUUGCACAGCCAUCAGAUCAAGAAAAGGCUGAAAUUGAGGAAAUGAUGGCAAAGAAACAGCGCAGAAACAAACGUGAAGUUGAAGAGAAGCCAGUCGAAGAGAAAUCAAUUCUUCACAUUAACGAUUCCGUUGAUUACCAAGGAAGAUCAUUUUUACAUCCUCCGCAUGAUGUUGGCGUUAGCUUAAAAGCGGGUGCUCAUCCAGAUCGUUGCUUCCUUCCAAAAGCACACAUUUACACUUGGACUGGACAUACGAAAGGAAUUUCAAGUAUCAAAUUGUUCCCGAAAUCUGCUCAUUUACUGUUAUCGUGCAGCAUGGAUACAAAGAUUAAAAUUUGGGAAAUGUAUAAUGAGAGACGAUGCAUACGAACAUAUUCAGGACAUAGGCAAGCAGUUAGAGAUGUUGAUUUCAAUGCUAAAGGAACUCAAUUUGUAUCAGCUGGUUACGAUCGAUAUCUUAAACUAUGGGAUACAGAAACUGGAAGUGUUGUUUCAAGAUUCACGUCUAGGAAAAUUCCAUAUUGUGUCAAAUUUCAUCCAGACUUUAAUAAACAGCAUCUCUUUGUUUGUGGAACUUCUGAUAAAAAAAUUUUAUGUUGGGACACGAGAAGUGGAGAAAUUGUUCAGGAAUACGAUCGACAUUUAGGAGCUGUGAAUACAAUUACUUUUGUAGACGAGAAUCGAAGAUUUGUGACAACAUCAGAUGAUAAAUCAUUGAGAGUUUGGGAGUGGGACAUUCCAGUUGACUUAAAAUACAUAGCAGAUCCAUCGAUGCACUCAAUGCCAGCCGUUGCAUUGUCACCAAAUGGAAAGUGGCUAGCUUGUCAAAGUUUAGAUAACAAAAUUGUAAUAUUCUCGGCACUCAAUCGAUUCAAGAUGAAUAGAAAGAAGACAUUUGAAGGACAUAUGGUUUCUGGCUAUGCAUGUGGCCUCGAUUUUUCCCCAGACAUGUCAUACUUAAUAAGUGGAGAUGGUGAUGGCAAAUGCUACAUUUGGGAUUGGAAAACAACAAAAUUGUACAAGAAAUGGCAAGCACAUGAUGGUGUUUGUAUAAGUACUCUGUGGAAUCCACACGAGUCCAGUAAAGUCAUCACAGCAGGUUGGGAUAGUACAAUUAAGUUGUGGGAUUAGAGAAACAAUUUUUGAAUUAACUUUUUUCCAACAAACUUUU
Chironomus riparius is the source of this 1872-nucleotide messenger RNA. The record is from the annotation of a GenBank genome assembly. NCBI's taxonomy places the organism in Eukaryota, Metazoa, Arthropoda, Insecta, Diptera, Chironomidae.